Messenger RNA from Mangifera indica (mango), 755 nucleotides. RefSeq lists its product as uncharacterized. The transcript has 2 exons. Bases 47 to 526 code for a protein of 159 amino acids. The record is from RefSeq and is a predicted model, not a curated record. NCBI's taxonomy places the organism in Eukaryota, Viridiplantae, Streptophyta, Magnoliopsida, Sapindales, Anacardiaceae.
AAGCAGACUCCCACAGCCACGAAAAAGGGGCAAAUUAAAUCAAGAAAUGGAGAGAAAAAGUAUUGCUCUUCUCGUUUACGGAUUUGUGUUAAUCACAUUUCUGUAUUUCAUCCCAAGUUGCCAAGCCUCAAGAAAGUUAGCAGAUUUUCCUCCUCAAAACAAUCCUGUUGGUGAAGAACAUGAUGACCCAAGUAAAAGUGGCGCUCAUGGUAGCGUGUCAGAUCACUCCGGUUCAGCCACUGGUGAUACUCCUCCUUCUGGCAUGUUCAAAAGCCCCCCUAAUCCCACCUCAUACCCAACAAAUUAUAAUCGUGGAACAAAUUAUAAUCGUGGAAGUUACAGUAAUCAAAAUAAUGGCAACUGUCAAUAUAGUGAAACAGUUGACGCUUAUGGUAGGAGGCAUGUUACUAUUUCUGGUGAUGGUUGCAACAAUUAUAAUGGCUACGAGAAUGCUGGAGGAUAUUAUUCCCCCCCAACGCAGCAGUAUGGAGGUUACCCCUAUUACAAUCCUUCAGGUUACCCUUAGUCUUGUUGCGAUGGUGCUCAUAGCCAUGGAUAUAUAGAAUAACAAACUACGGCAGGCAUUCAAAUGUAAGAUGUUUUGUUUUUAAUGGAUAAAUGUAAUCCACUGGCAAGAACUUUGCCUCAGUGUUUGCUUAGACUUCUCUAGGCAAACGCAUUCAGUUUCUUUUGUGUAUUUUGUUUUGAUUUCAGUGACGGUGUCUUAAUAAGAGCUCCUUCUUAUUGUGUGAGAA